GAAUUCAACCGUGGUCCCUGACAGCAGUGUCUUGCUCAAUCCACCGAAUAGCAGGUGAAACACGUUCAACGAAGCACACGCUUACGUCACGCUCACUUUUAAGCGCAUAGGACAUCUCCAGGGAGGGUGUUCGCAGUUUCACGAUGAUUUCCUUAGCGAUCUACAAACAUUUCAAGGAUUUCGCCAGGAUGAAGAAGGAGGCGCAAUCUAUAGAUAACUGGGUUAAAGAGCAACAAGCGGCUGCCACCCCUAACCGGACUCUACCACCUGAAGUUGCUAGUUUCAUACGUAAUGCAAAUCUGCAGCAGGUGCUUGCCAUGCUGGUCGAUGGAGUCUAUUCCCGUGACAAGGAAACUACCAGCUUCCAGUAUUUGUCGAAACAUUUCGUUGAGGCCGAGUACGAAGCAGACGUCCGGACGGAAUUGUACACGGCUAUUUAUUGGACGCGCAUGGAUGAACUCACCUUUAAUUUAGAAGACGAGUCCACGGUGGGGAUCAGGCAUUACCUUCGAAAAGAUACUCAUCCCAACGCGGCCGCCCCUCGCCUUGUCAUCGCUCUUCGGGGCACGAAAACCAGCAACGCUCGAGACAUUCUGGACGACCUCAGAGUUAUGCUUAACUCACUUCACCAGAGCACCCGCCACAAAAAGUCCUUGAUUUGGUCUCGAAGUUUCAAGGCCACCCAUAUAAUGGUAAACCUCACGAAAUUUAUAUCACUGGACACUCACUUGGAGGAGCGAUCGCACUUCUCAUUGCCAAAGAUCUCGCCUCCAUGAAUCCUCCUCAUCGUUUGGAAACCCACCUUUUCAA
This is a messenger RNA of Physcomitrium patens, 810 nucleotides long. RefSeq lists its product as uncharacterized. NCBI's taxonomy places the organism in Eukaryota, Viridiplantae, Streptophyta, Bryopsida, Funariales, Funariaceae. The record is from RefSeq and is a predicted model, not a curated record.